This is a messenger RNA of Aspergillus terreus NIH2624, 1605 nucleotides long. RefSeq lists its product as uncharacterized. The coding region runs from base 1 to 1605 and encodes 534 amino acids. The record is from RefSeq and is a predicted model, not a curated record. Gene Ontology annotation, molecular function: transmembrane transporter activity. Lineage: Eukaryota; Fungi; Ascomycota; Eurotiomycetes; Eurotiales; Aspergillaceae. The transcript has a single exon. Gene Ontology annotation, biological process: transmembrane transport.
AUGACUGCAGAAAAUCCAACCACGGACGUUGAGAAGGACAUCACACAGAAUGAAGAUGGCUCCCAGCAGGACAAGGUAGACGAACCACAAGCCCGGGACUGGCGCUUCUGGAUCGUCUUCCCUACGCUCUGUCUCAGCGGCCUGGCCGUCACCAUGGAAGGGUCUAUCGUGGUGACAGCCCUACCCAGCAUCUCGCGCUCGCUGCACACCACCGAGUAUGUCUGGGUGAUCAAUGCCUACACCUUCGCCUCGACCGUCUUCCAGCCCCUCACGGCUUGGCUGGCCCAGGUGUUCGGCCGCAAGCCCCUGUUGUUGAUGAACAUCGUGUUGUUCGGCGUCGGCAGCGGUAUAUCAGGAGCAGCGCCCACGCUGGCUGUCAUUCUGGUCGGCCGGCUGAUCCAGGGGAUUGGUGGUGGCGGAAUCCCGCUGGUGGCCGAGUUGAUUGUCAGCGACAUGGUCCCCUUACCUGAGCGCCCGAAGAUGCUAGGUAUGGUGAUGGCUACCUCGUGUCUGGGUCUGCUUAUAGGCCCUGUCUUGGGUGGCGUCAUCGUCGACCACGCGUCGUGGCGUUGGAUCUUCUGGAUCAACUGUCCGCUCGCUGCGGCUUCUUUGUUGUGUCUGUUUCCGGUCUUGGGUCAUCGCACGCAGGAGCAGCGCGAGGCUGUCGCUCAGCUGGGCGCUACCGCUCGUCGCUUUGACUGGGUCGGUAACCUGCUUCUUCCACCGAGUACUCUUGCAAUUUUGCUGCCGUUGACCAUGGGCGGCAAAAUGUACGCGUGGUCGUCUGUCCGGAUAAUCUUGCCUUUGGUGCUGGGUGUAUGCGGUCUGAUCGCCAUGGGUGUCUAUGAACGAUUUUGUGUACAUCCUCUCAUCCCCAUGCGACUCCUGCGGAACAUAUCAGCACUUUCUCUUCAAUUGCAGAGCUUUAUUCAGAGUAUGAUUAUCAUGUGGGUGAACUACUACCUGACAAUCUACUUCCAAGCCGUGAUGGAGAUGUCCCCGCAGCGUGCCGGGUUUGAGCUGAUGCCCACCAUUGUCGGCAUGGUCGUCUUUUCUAUCUUAGGUGGGAUGGCCGGGUCCAUGCUCCCUGGACAGUGGUCAAUUCUAGUGAAUUUGCUGGCUUUUAUCUUGAUGGCUCUGGGAUUGGGACUGUUUCAACUGUUGGACGCCAGUGCCGCCACGGCAGUCCGUGCGGUGUUGCAGAUCAUUGUAGCUGCCGGGAACGGAUUGCUUAUGGCGACCUUACUGCCCGCCCUACAGGCGCAAUUUACGGCCGAUGACGUCUGGUCCGUGACAGCUCUUUUCAAUUAUCUCCGCAGCUUUGCGCUGGUCUGGGGCGUGACCGUUCCUUCCAUCAUUUUCGACCAGACGGUUGACAGUCACGUUGCGCAGCUGGGGUCGUCCGUUGGCGUUCAACUCGCGCAUGGCGGUGCCUAUGCUCGCGCCAGCAAAACUUUCACCCAGUCAUUCGACAGCCAUAUCCGUGAGAAGGUGGUGGGUUUGUAUGUGCAGGCGUUGCGGGCGACUUGGUGGGGAGCUAUGAGUUUCGUCCUUCUCGGUCUUGCCCUCGUGCUGUUGCAGUAUUUGGGAGGACGGAGGGGAUGA